Messenger RNA from Brugia malayi, 2139 nucleotides. RefSeq lists its product as uncharacterized. Gene Ontology annotation, biological process: autophagy; endocytosis. Lineage: Eukaryota; Metazoa; Nematoda; Chromadorea; Rhabditida; Onchocercidae. Gene Ontology annotation, molecular function: guanyl-nucleotide exchange factor activity. The record is from RefSeq and is a predicted model, not a curated record. Gene Ontology annotation, cellular component: endosome; autophagosome. The coding region runs from base 1 to 2139 and encodes 712 amino acids. The transcript has 16 exons.
AUGGUUUCGGAAGCUGUUGAAGCAGAUAGAUUUCUUCAAAUCUAUGAAGCCAUCGAGGAUUCAUCACGCAAAAUUCAACUGCCAGUCUGUCAUCCGUGUGCCAUUCGAAAGGUGAUAUGGUCAUCAUUUGAUUAUAUGACCGGACCUGAAUUGGGUUUCACGUGGGAAACAGUUACUGCUACGAGCGAACCUACAUCGAGCGGCAAAACUUCACUGUCAGAUAGUUCACGUGAUGAUUCGAGUCUCGCUUCUUCCAUAACUAAAGGUUGUGGCAGUAGUGCUGAUUAUGAAGAAAUUGAUGAUGUCUAUAGGAGUAAGUUACUGUCAGAAACAAUAUCCGAUAUGCAGAUAUGUGCCAUGUGUUCUGACACCAGUGGAGAUUUUGUUUGUUAUCAUUGUGAUCAAAUUUCUGAACUGCAUCAAGAUGUUUUUAAAAUGAAUAUGCUUAUAUGCAGUGAUGAGCGGUUAUAUUUGGAUGAAUUCAUGACUGAAAGUCGUUCAACUAUUGAUGGGACCAUUACAAUAGCUGCUAGUGAUAACGAUUGUAUGAAACAUGCAAGUUUGACUUCUGCGUCAAGAAGUGGCGACCUUGACAGUUCAACAAAUAGUGAUAAGGACAGCAACAUUCAUAAGGAAGAAGUUGUCGAAGUGAGUCCAGUGAAUGCAGUUGGGGAUUUACUGGUGCUUGAUGAGACGUCUGCAAAAAAUAGUGAAGAUUUACAAGGAAUGGUUUCGUCUGGUGUCGAUUCGGGUAUAGUAGGCACUGUAUCGAUAUAUAGUGAACUGAGUGUGAUGGGCGGUUCACAUGCGAAAGAAAUAUUAAAUGUCAAGCUAAAUGAAGAAGUCACACAAAAAUCUUUUACUGCAACCGAAAACUGUACUGGAAAGGAGCGAAAUGUUCACUGCGUUGGACAAGCUGAUUAUGAGACUCUGUGUGGUUUGGUUGGAGAGAAUAGUACAGUUCAGCUUUCUGACGAGGAAUAUGUUGCUAAAUUCGUUCUUGCUGAACAGAUUUGCAGCACACCGAUGCCGUCAAAUCCGCUGAUACAUAAGUUGACUUUGCUGCCGAAGCGUCAUCUUUUUGUUGGUUCAUACUUAUUUCAAGUGAAUGGUGGUUCCCUUCACGAUCGUGCGAUGUGUGCAAUUUCACUUCUUGGGGAUUACUCAAAGUGGGAGUGGUAUGCUGAAAGACAGCGUACACUUGAGGAAACUUUCAUGGAUAUUAUACCGCGUUUGCGAAUCUCCCAUUUAAAAGAAAGUAAAGAAGAUUUUAUAUGCCACGCAACCAAAGAAAUAUCGAGUGUUUUGUCAGUUAUUGGUGUUUGUGAAACUUACCCGUUGUUAUCACAAAAUACUUAUAAUAUUCAGUUCCGGCAAACAUAUUUUGGCAGCGGAAAACUACAAAACAAUUCGUUUCUGGCGAAAGCAAUAACAGCAGUACUCUUAUCGCAGUCGCACUGUGUUAUUGUUGGUGACAGGAAGACUGAUGUUGUCAAAAUGUUAUUGACGUUGUACCUAUUUGUUGCACCGGAAUGGCAAUGGUUAUGUAUUAAGCCGUUCCAGUUUUCUUAUUCUCCAUAUCUUCGCCUCCAGGCUAUUCAAAGAAUUGAACUAAUCACAAUAAUGUAUGCUGGUACCGAAUCACAUUGGCCAUUAACAGUGAUUGAUCUGGAUCGUCAAAUUGUAUGUACUUCAUCUCCACAUCCAAAACAUCGUGCACUAAAGCUUCUCAAACAAAAGAACGAUAUCAUGCAGAUACUGAAAAGAACUGGUGUUGAUUUCAAAGACCCAAUAAUACCGAAAAUUGAAUUACGAAAUUGCCAUGCAGAUCCUCGCGUUACAAAUUUUCUCAUUAGAAUGGAUUUAUUGCCAUUUGAAAAAAGCGCUCGUUUGGGGUUUAUAAGACAGUUUAGAUUGAUGAUCGAAAAUUCAGCUAGAGCACUUAUUGCGUACAUACAGGAUAUAAGUGAACCCGAUUCUUCAUAUAAGCAACAUACAACAAGCUCGAGAUGGAGUCUUUGGCCUGCGCGCAAAUCACUUGAUUUAGUCAGCAAUGCAUCAUUUCUAGUAACUCUGGCUGAAGCCGAACGUAUUUUACCGGAGAUUGCUGAUUUUAUAUGCGAAUCAAACAAUCUGUGA